GACAAGAGGAGUUUAAGAGUUUAAAAGGUGUGGGACAGUCCUGGAGAGAGAGGACGUCAGCUGCACAUUACAAAGAACGCACAAGGGAGGCUCUCGCCACUAUCUGGUGGGAGAAGAGCCACAACGGACCAGAGAGAGAGAGACCAGCGGGAGGUCCACAUACCAGCAUACCGCCACCAGAUAAGCAAAGGGAAGAGAGAACCUCCGGACAGAGUAAGCAGCAACAGAACCACCAGACCCCGACUUCUACACAGGAGAGACGUGCAGUUCCUCUACAUUGCCUCCCGACGGAGAGAAGCAGAAGAGACCAAGAAUCACGUUCAUCUGACAGAGGAGACUGUGGGUUCCCAUCCCCAAACUCCAGACGAACAGAGAGGAGCAAGAACCAAGGGAAGAACCAGAGCUAGAUCUACCAGGCUCCACAUCACUAUUCCAUCAUGAGCAUGAGUGGCACUCUGGAGAAGGGAGCUCACCACCAGGCUCUUGACCUGUCUGAGGAGCUGUCCCACCACCACCAUCACCACCACCACGCCCACCACCAGCACUCCAACUCCCUGGCCUCCACCGCCCCGGUAGGGACCCUCCCCUCCGGCGUGGUGGUCCCGCCCCCGUACUCUGCGGCGGAGAGCGCGGGCGGGGGGAGCGACGCGCCCCUGGAGCUGCGGGGCUCGCUGGACUGCUGGGCGUGCUCCGUGCUGGUCACCGCCCAGAACCUCGUCAUCGCCACCAUCAACGCCUGCCUGGCCGGACUGGUGUUCGGCCUCAUCCUCACCCCCGCCAUCGUCAUGGUGAUGUUCGGGUUCCUCUGCCACUCUACGGUGCGACCCCACGGGACCUCCCCGUACUGUUCAGACCUGCUGAGCGACGGGGGCUGUGUGGCCCUGCUGGUGGUGGGCUUCCUCCUGGUCACCCCCCUGCUGGUCCUGGCCCUGGCCGCCUACUGCCGCCUGGCCCGCCACCUCCAGCUGGGCCUCUGCUUCAUCCCCUACAGCCGCGCCGUCUACAAGAACCUGCCCGCCACCCAGCACCGGGGCCUGGGGGGGGGCUGCUGCGGGGGGCGAGGGGGUUCGGAGGGAGGGAAGGGCAAGGUGUGGGUGUAA
Osmerus eperlanus (European smelt) is the source of this 1100-nucleotide messenger RNA. RefSeq names its product transmembrane protein 88 b (gene tmem88b). The transcript has 3 exons. NCBI's taxonomy places the organism in Eukaryota, Metazoa, Chordata, Actinopteri, Osmeriformes, Osmeridae. Bases 438 to 1100 code for a protein of 220 amino acids. The record is from RefSeq and is a predicted model, not a curated record.